This is a messenger RNA of Lethenteron reissneri (Far Eastern brook lamprey), 5614 nucleotides long. Its product is annotated as lysyl oxidase homolog 1-like. NCBI's taxonomy places the organism in Eukaryota, Metazoa, Chordata, Hyperoartia, Petromyzontiformes, Petromyzontidae. Gene Ontology annotation, molecular function: copper ion binding; protein-lysine 6-oxidase activity. Gene Ontology annotation, biological process: peptidyl-lysine oxidation; collagen fibril organization. The record is from RefSeq and is a predicted model, not a curated record.
AGUUGCUUGCUGCUAACGGCACUUGCCCUACCAGCCUGUGUAGGAUACACGGGGGAUCUUUGUCUGUGUAGUGAGUAGUUGCUUGCUGCUAACGGCACUUGCCCUACCAGCCUGUGUAGGAUACACGGCGGAUCUUUGUCUGUGAAGUGAGUAGUUGCUUGCUGCUAACGGCACUUGCCCUACCAGCCUGUGUGGGCUAACCGGGAGAUCUUUAUCUGUGUUUGUGUACACGUACGAAUCGUACACAGUGCAACGGGCAUGGCUGUCCCGUCGCAGAGCAUGCCACUCUCCACCUCGUCACCAAUGGCUCCAAAGAGGAACCACCGCUCACGAAGCCUCCCGAGGGUCACCUCCUCGCCGUCUCUGCGGCGCCUCAUCCCCGUCGCCUUCGCGGCCGUCAUCGCCACCCUCCUGCUGGGCUCGUCUGAUGGACAGGACGUCGUCGGCAGCUCCUCCAGGGCAGGUCCUCCGCCGCGUUCUCCUCCGCAAAGGUUCCCUCCGCAAAGGUCUCCGCAGCCUCAGCUUCCUCCGUCAACCGGCCUCCGUCGAACCUUCACCAGCGUGCGCGCCGAGAUCGGCCGAGACCCAUCGUCGUCGUCGUCGUCGUCGUCGUCGUCGUCGUCGUCGUCGUCGUCGUCGUCGUCGUCGUCGUCGCUGGACGUUCGGAAUCAAGCUGGAGGCUCCGCGGGGUCUCCUCAAAAUCCCGCGGGAUCUCCCACCAACCAGGGUACGGUGCGCGGCCGUACGAGACACCCGUACGGGUUUGGUCAGGUGCCGAGUCAGUGGUGGCAAGCCACCUUUGGUGGUGGCGGCGCUGGUGGUGCCGCUGGCGGUGUCGCUGGUGGCGCUGGUGGCGCCUCGACAUCCAGAAGUCAAGCGGGCCGCUUUCCUCCCCAGUCGCCGGACCAAGGCUUCUUGAGGGGCGACGGAAGCAGCGGCGGUAGCAGCGUCAGACAAGCGGGCGCCGUCUUUCCGAGGCAGCUUGAGGAGGAGGAUGACGCCGCCGCCUUCGGAGGAGGUGGUGGUGGUGGUGGGCCUCGUGGCUUUUUCCCAGCUCGCCGUGGCGGGUCGUCGUCGUCCUCCUCCCAACAGAGGCGGCCGGGCUUCGGAGUUGACAACGGCGGCUCCUUCGCCCCUCAGGGCGCUGCUGCGUCCUUCCCACUGCACGAUCCAGCUGGCGGGGGCUCAUCGUCACUGCCUUCCUCGUCGGCGUUCGCAUCUCCUCAGAGGCCGGCUCCCGCUUUCCAGCCCAUCCCUCGCAGGAGGCCCGAUCAGCGAUCGCAAGCCUCCUCCACCUUCUCCUCCCAGCGGGCGCCCUUCACCGGGCCCUCGACCUUCCUGCCCGACGAGGCCUCGUUCCCCCAAGGAGCGGCAGACGGCGGUGGGGCCCUGAACCCCUUCCUUCCGCGCAACCUCGGCCCACCGCCUCCCGGCAACAUCCAGCCCUUCCCACCGCAACUCUACCCCGGCUACCCGCAGAGCGGUAGCGCCGACCAGCCCCAAUACCAGCCGAGGCCUCCUCAAGGAUACCCCCAGGGCGUGCCUCCUCCGGCAGGCUACGGUCCGCUCCCUGGAUACCCAAACCAGGGUCAGUACUACCCGCCGCCGCCGCCGCCGCCGCCGCCGCACGGUCAGCUGCGCCCCUACUACCCCACGGGCCAGGUCCAGCCGGCGCCAGGGCCGUACCCUUACCAGCCGGCGCCUCCAUUUGGCUACCCUGACCCGAGGCUCUACGGCGGCUUCAACCACCACCUCCAGCAGCAGCAGCCGCCGCCGCCGCCGCCGCCGGGAGCGUACCCGUUCUAUCCGCGGGGAGGCCUGCCCGCCGAAGCUGGCCUCGACAGAUCCUUCGGUCACUUCAGAGACGGCGGCUUGGAGCAAGAUGCUGCCGGUGGUGGCGGUGGAGCUGCCGCCGCUGCGGCUGCCGCGGCCGCUGCGGCCGCUGCGGGCGCUGGAGUCUCUCAGACCUUCCUCGGGGCCUCUCCAGAGGAUGGCCUUGACAGGAGGUACACGGCCAGCAUCUACCAAGGAAGGGGCGAAGAUCAGCAGCAGCAGCCGUCGAAUGAAGGUGCGGCGGUCUUCCCGGCGGCUCGGGAACCGCUCGGGGCAAGGGCGCCGUUGGAACGGAGCCAAGACGUCGUUGGGGGAUCGGCGUCUCUGACUUCGUCACCUUCGGGAUCGUUUGCGCAGCCUGGUGGGUCGUUGAGAAGGCCUCAAGAUGGACCAGCCCUGCCGGACUUGGUGGCGGACCCCGAGUACAUCCAGGCGUCCGUGUUUGUCGAGCAGAAGCCGCUCUACUCUCUGCGCUGCGCCGCCGAAGAGAAGUGUCUCGCCAGCACGGCCUACGCGGCGGACGCGAAGGACGACGACAUCAGGAUCCUCCUGCGGUUCCCGCAGCGCGUCAAGAACGAGGGGCUCGCAGACUUCCUGCCCAACCGGCCCCGCAGCCAGUGGGAGUGGCACACCUGCCACCAGCACUACCACAGCAUGGACGACUUCAGCCGCUACGACCUGCUGGACGCCCUGUCGGGACACAAGGUGGCCGAAGGGCACAAGGCCAGCUUCUGUCUGGAGGACACGUCCUGCGACUUCGGCUCGCUCAAGCGUUACACGUGCUCCGCUCACACGCAGGGCCUGAGUCCCGGCUGCUACGACACGUACAACGCGGACAUCGACUGCCAGUGGAUCGACAUCACAGACGUCAUCCCCGGCAGAUACAUCCUGCGGAUACACGUGAACCCCAACUACUUGGUGAGGGAGGUGGACUUCACGAACAACGUGGUGCGCUGCAACGUGCACUACACGGGGCGCGUCGUGUACGCCAACGGGUGCCGCAUCACGCAAAUGUGACGGAGCUUUGGAGCGGCUUAAACGAGACGGAAGCCUGCACAAGUUACUUCAUUUUGCUAAAGUAACAAAUAACUAGAAUUGCCAUGACGAGGGUUGUACUGUAUCAUUGAAACUAUACUAAAACCUUAGCCAUAUCGUUAAAAAAAACAAUGAAAACUAACUGCGUCUAGAGAUAUUCGGACAACAAGAACAGAUUCUAAGACCCGGUCUAAACGAUCCCAAGACCUGAUCUACAGGCGUCUAAAUGUUAACCCCCUGAUUCCAAGGCCUGAUCAAUCCGAGUCUCAAUCAAAACCUUGAUCUUCAAAUCUGCUCUCCUCCGAGUCUCGAAUCAAAACACCCCCCCCACCCCCCCCCCCCUCUAAGCUUCGAGGGGUCACGUCCCGUGGUGGCAGCAGCAGCAGUAGCAUCCUCAAGUCAGUGUUCUUCACUCGUGUCCAGAGGUUGCGGGACACUUUCGCCGAUAAGACAUGGGCAGUGUGUGAGUGUGCGUGCGUGCGUGCGUGCGUGCGUGCGCCGCCACACAUUUUGAAACCAUUGGGGGGUUUGACAGCCGCACGAUGGUGAUGAUGGUGAUGAUGAUGGGCGGGUGUUUUCACCAUCUGUGUAUUGUCGGGGGCCGCACUGAAGGCCACCCCGGGGCUGUCAGUGGCCCGCGUGUGUGGGCCUUUGCAAUGAUGAAGAACGCUGCCCUGAAAGUCACCGGUGGUUCUUUUAAACAGAUCUCAACUUCCCGCGGGCAACAUUCAGCCCACCCCAGGUCUCUGCUCCCAGGUGUCUCCCCCCCCCCAGGUGUCUCCCCCCCCAGGUGUCUCCUGCACUUGGGGAUGAGCAAUGUCAAUGCUGUCCUCCCACACGGUUAAAGGACGGCGGACUGAACCCAUACACUCGCACACGCCGUUCUAUAUGUAAACAUACCGUAGGCUGUAUUUUAUUUUUUACAAAGUAGGGAUUUUAUUGUUGUUGUUGUUGUAACCUCUGCCGUUUAAACAUUGUAUCGCGGUCACACGGCAACGCACGACUCGCAUCAGAAGCACGGACACACGCCACCGCCAUCCCCUUCUCUCUCAUCCCGAGUGGAACUUCCUCUGCGCCGUACGUAGGACAACCGUGCCGACCGGAGGUGCUCGGCCAAAACCGGCCGCGGGCGACCGUCACUUUGAGUCGUGGCGCAUCCUGUUCGCACGGGGCCACGACGAGCGAAUUGACCCGAUAACCCCCCCACCCCCCCACCCCCACACCCCAAGGGGUCAUCGCAUAAUUCGGUUCAAAUUAGAACCGCGAAAGCGAUUGCCACUUGAGAGAUGGACCGCGAGACCCCAACCCUUGGCCGUGUCGCGGGCUCCCACCGAACGCGGUGCGGGUGGCCCAUCGUGCGCCGCCCGCUCGCCACACUGCGCCGCUCGCGACGAUGUUGCACGCCGAACUUCCUUUGCACCGUACGUAGCCAACCGUGGCUCAUCGGAGGUACGGCGGGAGGGGACAAGAUAGAACGCACGCACGCACAAAGCGGAAGAACACAAACGUGGCACCGUCUUGUCCCAUUGUCUGUGCCCUCCGUCCUGUCUCCCAUGAUGCCCCGUCGCAUCUCCCAGGCCACGUGGUGGUCCCCUGCCUCCAGUGACGACGUUGUCGGCUGCGAGGUUCGGCCGCCCGCGAUUUGCGAGGUGCACGCGCGGCGUGACACCGACCCACGCCAUCAUUUGUAUCUGUGUUCCAUUUAACGCGAGAAAAUGUUAAUCGUACUUUUACGUAAACACACUUCCCGUUUGAUGGCUGGGUUGACGGAGGGUAACGUUGAACGAGCGGAGGUGGUGGGGGUCGUAUUACGAACCGGUAACCAAACUCCACGCUUUGAGUUCACGGUGGCUAUGAGAUGUCAUCUCCCUUGCCUGGUACACAGGAGGUCGUGGGUUCCAUCCCGACCCUGACACCUGCCGUAUAUUUGGAGUUUGUGUGUCUCUCUCUCUCUCAUCACGGUGGCUAGGAGAUGUCAUCUCCCUCGCCUGGUACACAGGAGGUCGUGGGUUCGAUCCCGACCCCAUCGCCUGCCGUAUAUUUGUAGUCUCCCCGUGGUCGCGUGGAUUCUUCUCUCCAGGUCCUCUGGUUAUUCCCUCCACAUUUAGAAUCAACAAGUGCGUUUAGAGUCUUUCGUAGCUGUACAUUUCCACGUUUGUGAUGGGCAGGUCGCUGCUUAAAAUUAUCUAUAUAGCUCAGUGGGCCCUAGUAAACUAAAAGAGUAAUUGAGUUUAGUAUGUUUAGUAUGGGUGUAUAUACACAAUUAAACCCCACACGAGCCGUCAAGCGUUAAUUAACCCCUUCCCAUUCCGAUGACGUACGUGUAAUGUAGAUCUAACGUGCAAGUAACGUCAUCGGUUUUUCUUCCGGUUCCGUUCCCAUGACGUACACGUAACGUCAUCAGAACUGGACCGGAACAAAAACUAAGAUAAUCACUCUGCUUAACACGUAGGCUUUCGCUACCAACAUCAUCCAUAAUACAGGGUUUAUUUUUUGGAGUUAGAUCGCGAUCUAACUAAAAAAACAACCCCUGUAUUAUAUAAAGUAAACUCUACCGAUACCGAGGCUCUCACAAGCCCACGCGGGGAAGGGCCGUAUGUGGCCCAGCUUGGCCGCCGGCUAUCGUAGAGUGGCGGCGGUCGUGUCGCUACAGUUCUCUGCGGUGAUGUACGACGUCUUUAACAAGCAAAGGCGCUGCUGCUGUUGCUGCUACGCCUCUCGAAAUAAAACUCACUGCUGAGCCGCU